AUUAAUGAGUUGUUAAAAUAUCAUUGAUGGGAGAGAAAACAUCACGUUUUCCAUCUAAGAUGACUGCUAUUUCUAUGACAAAACAAAAUUUAAACAGUAACGACAUUAUUCCAGCCAAUAUAUAAACAGAAGAAUCCCACAAAUUCAAAAGUUAGACGACCAACAAAAGCAAUCGUUAUCUUAAUCCAGAUAAAAAAAAACCCACCACAAAUCCCACAUCAACAGCUACGGUCAACACUCGAUAAUCUUUUCUCUGCGGCGGGACUAUGGACAUCAGUACCGGAGAAGAAGCCGAUUCGCCAAAAUGGGGAGAACUCCUCGGAAGCAACAACUGGGCGAAUCUUCUUGUCCCACUCAAUCUCUCCCUACGACAACUCAUCCUCCGCUGCGGCGACUUCUGCCAAGCCACUUACGACGCCUUCAACAACGACACAAACUCCAAGUACUGCGGCUCCAGCCGCUACGGCAAGGAAUCCUUCUUUAGCAAAGUCAUGCUCGAAAACGACACCAACUACAACGUCGUUUCAUUCCUCUACGCCACCGCCCGCGUCAGCCUCCCCGAGGCCUUCAUGCUUCACUCCAUGUCCCGCGAGUCCUGGGACCGUGAGUCUAACUGGAUCGGCUACAUCGCCGUCACCUCCGACGACGUCAGCAAAGCCCUAGGACGCCGCGAAGUCUACGUAGCGUGGCGGGGAACCACUCGGAACUACGAGUGGGUCAACGUCUUAGGAGCCGAGUUCGAGUCCGCCGAGUCGCUGCUCAAUCCGAAUACAAAACACGAACUCGGACGACGCGACGACAACGACACCAGCAGCGGUAGCGACAGCGAGAAGGAUAAAAGUCUCCCGAAAGUGAUGAGGGGUUGGCUAACCAUCUACGUCUCGGAUGACCCGAAAUCCCCGUUCGUUAAGUCAAGCGCUAGAGUUCAACUACUCACGAAACUCAAAGAGCUGAGAGAGAAAUACAAAGAAGAGAAACUAAGCAUAGUCAUGACUGGUCACAGCCUCGGGGCGAGUUUAUCCGUUGUGAGCGCUUUUGAUUUGGCCGAGAACGGGUUUUCGGACAUUCCAGUUUCGGCGUUCGUGUUCGGGUCUCCACAGAUAGGGAACAAGGCCUUCAAGCAGAGGAUGGAACGGUACCCAAACCUUAAGAUUCUACACAUAAGGAACAAGAUCGAUCUGAUACCGCAUUAUCCAGGGAGGCUGUUGGGGUACGUGGGGGUGGGGACAGAGCUGGUGAUCGACACGCGCAAGUCUCCGAGCUUGAAGGAGUCGAAGAACCCGAGCGACUGGCAUAACUUACAGGCGAGUUUGCACGUGGUGGCAGGGUGGAAUGGGGAGGAGGGAGGGUUUGAGGAGAAGGUAAAGAGGAGCUUGGCUCUGGUCAACAAGUCUUCGGCGUGUCUCAAGGAGGAGUGUUUGGUGCCUGAGUCAUGGUGGGUCGAGAAGAAUAAAGGAAUGGUGCUUGAUCAAAGUAGUGGGGACUGGGUUUUGGCUCCACCAUUGGAUGAGGACCUACCUGUCCCUGAACUAUGACUAUUGUAUACAAAUUAUUUUUGUACUAUUAUUCCAUAUCUUUAUGGAUGAUGCAUUAUUGUGUAUCCUACUAUAUGGUGUUAGUGGUAUAAGUUGAUAACUACUCCCUCUAAUGGCUUCUAUGUAUUUAAUUAAAAAAAAAAAAACAGUAUUACGUGACAUUUGUA
Molecule: messenger RNA, 1702 nt
Organism: Humulus lupulus (European hop)
Lineage: Eukaryota; Viridiplantae; Streptophyta; Magnoliopsida; Rosales; Cannabaceae
Product: phospholipase A1-IIdelta-like
Exons: 1
Coding region: 267-1535 (422 amino acids)
Biological process (GO): lipid metabolic process
Molecular function (GO): glycerophospholipid phospholipase A1 activity
Source: RefSeq, a predicted model, not a curated record